This is a messenger RNA of Saccostrea echinata, 1143 nucleotides long. RefSeq lists its product as uncharacterized. The record is from RefSeq and is a predicted model, not a curated record. Gene Ontology annotation, biological process: DNA integration. The coding region runs from base 1 to 1143 and encodes 380 amino acids. The transcript has a single exon. Gene Ontology annotation, molecular function: nucleic acid binding. Lineage: Eukaryota; Metazoa; Mollusca; Bivalvia; Ostreida; Ostreidae.
AUGUCAAAGUACACAGACUAUUUGAGAAAAAUUUACUAUACCCCCGGAACUCCAGGCGCAUUUGGAGGUCCAGAAAAACUUUAUCAAGCCGUAAAACAAGAUGGAAAGUAUAAAAUAGGAAGAAUAAGAAUUAGACAAUUUCUGAACAACGAAGAUCCUUACAGUUUAAUGAAACCUAUUCGUCGUUCAUUUCCCCGCUCGAAGGUCGUAGUGAACACCAUUGAUUCGAUGUGGGAUGGUGAUUUAGCCGAUGUCAGCAAUAUUUCUUCUCAGAAUGAUGGUAACAAAUUUUUGUUGGUGUUGAUAGAUAUAUUCAGUCGCUUUCUGUUCAUAGUACCAUUGAAAAAUAAGCAGCACAGAAAUAUUGUCGAUGGGCUAAAAUCUGCUUUCCAAACAGGACGAAAGCCGCAUACUCUUAGAACCGAUAAAGGAAGUGAAUUUAAAAAUCGUUGGGUAAAGUCAUUUUUGAAACAAGAAGGUGUUCACACAAUAUACACUCAGAACGAAACCAAAGCAAAUUAUGCUGAAAGAGUAAUCCGUACCAUGAAAAACCUAAUGUAUCGUUACUUUAUAAAGAACAGAACUUAUCGUUAUAUCGAUGUUUUGCAAGAUUUAGUCAAUAGUUAUAAUCAAAGACCCCACAGAUCUCUUGGUGAGCAUGCACCUGCGACUGUCAACAAGGAAAAUGCAGAUGAGAUAAGACUUCUUACCUAUUUGAGCACAAAGAAAAAGAAUACAACCAAGUUAGAAAAACCAAAGAAAUCGAUGAGUACAAAAAGGAAUAAAAGAGUUUUUAAGUACAAAAUAGGAGACGACGUACGUAUUUCACAACUGAAACAUUCUUUCCAAAGAGAUUACCAGCAGAAAUGGACUGAAGAGUUUUUCAAAGUGUCUAAUCGAUACAAGAGAGAUGGUAUACCUGUGUACAAAAUAAAAGAUUUGGCCGAGGAUCCAAUUGAGGGUACUUUUUAUGAAUCGGAACUUCAAAAAGUCGUGAAGUCGGGAGAUAUUCUAUACAGAGUCGAAAAGGUGCUGAGAAAGAGAAAACGCGGUAAAACAAAGGAGGUGUACGUAAAAUGGGAAGGAUGGCCUAAUAAAUUCAAUUCUUGGAUUCUCGAAAGUUCUCUGGAAAAAACCAAAUAA